GGAGCUGUGACUCUAGUCCUCUAUUUAAACGUCCAAAACAAAAACCCAAGCCUGAACUGCAUAGUCAGCACUCAGGAGCGAGAUGGAAUCGUCGGGUGGAGGGAAGAGAGAAGAGGAGGAUGUUGGAAGCUACAACAGCAACAACGUGAAGAAAGCAAGGUUGCAUUCAACGCUGACAGCUCUAUUGGACGAUCCUAUACUUGCUGAUGUCCCCAAGGAACCAACCUUAUCGGAUGUUGACACUCUCAUCAACUUAGAAUUGGGCAGCGCCAUGCGGAUCUCUGUUAUCAAAUUGGAUUCUACAUCCUUCGAUGUUGCGGUGUUGAAUUCGGCUACGGUAAAGGAUUUGAAACUGGCAAUCAAGAAAAAGAUAAACGAUAUGGAGCAAUCGAAAAUGGGGCAUCGCCACAUUUCAUGGAAGCACGUUUGGGCAAAUUUUUGCCUUUCAUACUAUAAUGAUAAGUUGAUUAAUGAUGAUUCUGCCCUUCAAGAUUUUGGCAUACACAAUAAUUCUCAGGUGCAUUUUGUCCCCUUCAUCAUGUCAAAGGGUUCUCAGAGGCAUUCUAGGAGGAGAAAACAUCGAUUCUUUCAUGGUCUUAACAAACGUAUAUGAACAAUCAAUCAAUGCUUCACGGCAUGCUGUUGUUAAGUUCCUGAGUCUAUGGCAUGUUUGGAGGUCUGAUGGAAAGGAAAUGAUUGCCUUCAAUGCUUUGGAAGGAAAAAACCCAUCCCUUGUGAAACUCUGGACUUGGUCCCUGGUCAUCUGAAAGUAGAUUCAUCUCUUAUGCAUUGUAACUCACAUAUCCUACUAGAGAACAAAUAUUUAUAUGGGUUGCCUGACUGCCCCCUCAGUUGUUCAUAACAUUUGAAAUGAGUACUUCGAUUGCAUUCUACUAUCCAAUGAAAUACCUCAAAUUUUUCCACCUAAAA
Messenger RNA from Vitis riparia (riverbank grape), 930 nucleotides. RefSeq names its product U11/U12 small nuclear ribonucleoprotein 25 kDa protein. Gene Ontology annotation, biological process: mRNA splicing, via spliceosome. The record is from RefSeq and is a predicted model, not a curated record. Gene Ontology annotation, molecular function: protein binding. NCBI's taxonomy places the organism in Eukaryota, Viridiplantae, Streptophyta, Magnoliopsida, Vitales, Vitaceae. The coding region runs from base 83 to 613 and encodes 176 amino acids. The transcript is spliced from 4 exons. Gene Ontology annotation, cellular component: U12-type spliceosomal complex.